This is a messenger RNA of Rhipicephalus microplus (southern cattle tick), 3572 nucleotides long. It is a transcript of the gene Naa35, whose product is annotated as N-alpha-acetyltransferase 35. Gene Ontology annotation, cellular component: NatC complex. NCBI's taxonomy places the organism in Eukaryota, Metazoa, Arthropoda, Arachnida, Ixodida, Ixodidae. The record is from RefSeq and is a predicted model, not a curated record. Gene Ontology annotation, biological process: N-terminal peptidyl-methionine acetylation.
AUGGCUGACGAGGAGAAUUCGUUUCUCGACAGUGGCAGAGAGAACACACUUUUGUGCAAAAAUGAGCCGCCAGCACCAACCUACUGCUGGAAAGACAUCACGAAGGAGUUCAGAGAAGCUACGAGGGAGCUUGAACUUGGUGAGCUCGUCCACGACGAUUCGUUCACGCUAUUCGAGGCCAUGUCGGCGAUCGAGAUGAUGGAUCCAAAAAUGGACGCUGGAAUGAUGUGUAACUUUGGCAACAAGAAAGUGAUGAAUUUUGACCAAGCUGUGAGUGCAGGUGCCCUCAAGAUAGCUGAUCUAAGCCCGGCAGAACACAUCGGCAUAAUCGACUCGACCCUCGCCUGCCUCGUCACUUGGCUGGAGGGCCACUCUCUGGCACAGACCGUGUUCACUAACCUUUACCUACACAAACCACACCAAGUUGAAGACAAGGUGAUAAAGGCUUUUUCUGUCUGUGUCCUCAAAAUGGUAGACAUGAUUAAAAACUUCGUCACCAAGGCUGCCGUAUUCGAGGAAGAAGACUUCCAACCGGUUGUGUACGGUUUUAAAUUAGCCUGGGAUGUCACCGAAGUCCGGGCUGCAGGAAUGAUGAAGGAGAUCGAAGACGAACUCUCCAAAAAAGUCAAGGCUACCAGGGCAAAGCUCGGGGAAGAGCUCGACUCGGCGCAACUGGCCUGCCACGAAGAAGCCGUGGCUGUGUACUCAAGAAUCAAAUUUUGUCGCUUCUUCCAGCAGGCACUGGUUGUUUUCAACAAGAAGGGAAGCGAUGGCGUCGAGGAAGUGGAGCGCCUUCUUCAACAGUGCCUCGAGGUGCUUCCCGUUCUGAGGCGCACCAUUGCCUUGGGCGUGCAGCCGGACCCCAAUGCGGAAGGAACCAAUCGUGCCGACUACCCAACGGUGAUGGGAUUCGAGCCAUUGGUUAACCAGAGGCUACUUCCCCCGACGUUUCCCCGUUACACGAAAAUAAAGCCACGCGAGGACACCAUGGAAUACAUGGAAGCAUUGAUAGGUCGGCUGCGUCAUGUUUGCCGAGUCGUGAAUUGCUCAUCUUUUCACUCGGCCAUCGACUUCCUUGGAGAGUUCAGCAAGACCUGGCCGUGUGUUCUCUCUAGGUCCGUGGUCCAGCUUUUGUACUUGCCCUGCCCUGGCAAGGUUCUUGGCAACCUGACCAUGGUGGACGUCCUCAAGGAGUCAGUCCGUGCUUUCAUACGGCCACCUGUGCUGUCACAGCGAGGCAACAAUGCCCUUGGCAACCAUCCGCAUGCUCGAGAGCUUGUAGAUGCUUUCCUCAACCACUGCGUGCGGCCCUUCACCUCCAUGGUGCACAUCAGUGGCCACAACAGGGCGCGUCAGCGAGACAAGUUGACGCACCUUCUAGAGGAGCUUGCUGUGCUACAGGACGAAGCGGAUCGCCUGGACACAGUGUUGCAUAGCAUCUCACUCAAGAUGGAGUCAUCAUUACCCCACCAGCCACAACAGCAGCUGGCAUGCUUCACCACUUGGGUGUUGCACCACGUUUUGCGCACUAUGAUUCGCUAUCUUCUCUCAGGCUUUGAGCUUGAACUGUACUCUGCUCAUGAAUACGGCUACAUCUACUGGUAUUUGUAUGAGUUCCUAUAUGGCUGGAUGAUCUCAGCACUUUCACGCGCUGAUGCAUUCCUGAUGGAACAGGAGGCACGUGCUGAACAGCAACGUACUGGGCGCCCUGUGAAGAAAGGCAAACGUCGCAAAAAGCCCUGCCCCCACAGCCGUGAGAUUGUGAUAAGCCAGGCAUACCAAAAUCUGUGUGGUGGCUAUUACAAGACUCUGGCAGGCUUUACACUGGACGGCAAGCUGCGUAGGCCAUGCCCAGAGUUCGACAAGGAAAAGGUGCGUUAUGAACAUCGCUUUGCACCCUUCAACAGCAUCCUGACACCACCUCCUGUACAGUAUGGCCAGUACAAGGAGAUGACUGACCCAUACAAAUAUCAGCUAGAUCCAACACCUGAGGACAUGUAUAUGGCAGCCUGCAAGUGCUUCCAGAAUGCACGUAUGUUGCUCGACAGUUUGCCUGACCUCAGCAGUGAACUGACUAGUGUUAUGAAAGUGGCCAAGACAAACUUUGUUGUGGUCAAACUUCUGCUCAGUGGCCACAAGAAGGAUUCUACAAUGCUGCCAGAAUUUGACUUCAGCCAGCACAAGAACUUUCCCAUUAUCAGAAUUUGAAUGAUAGCAUUGUACACACUGCAUUUUUUAUACCAGUGCAGUUCACAACUCUUACAUUCUAAAGGGUUGCUGCACGUCGUCAAAAUUGCUCAGGUUUGUAGAGGAUUGAGCAAAAAUUGGAAUGUUGUUUGCAGCAGUACUGUCAUUCUUAUGUUUAAAAAAUGGCCAUCAUGGUGACAUUGUGAGUAUUUUCAGGCCAUUAUCGUAAAAGUGAUUUUGUGCACUAAGCAAUACCUAAUUUAAAAGCAGUUGCAACAGAAUUGCUUUGUUACAGUGUAACUAUUCAAGAAAAACAUGAACAAAACUUAAGUUGUCUAAACUGUCAUAAGGUAAAACUAAGGUUUCCAUGUACAUACCAACAUAGUCAAAUAUUUGUUCAUAUUUUUGCAGUCAUGUAAGGUAUUUGGCAUUAUCUGAGUUGUAUCUUAAAUGAUUAAUAAUGUGAUAUCUCGUUCUUAUAAUUUUUUAUUCUAUUGAAAGAAGAUCCUAUCACAAAACACUAAGGAAAAAUAAAUAUAUUCAAUAGCUUUAGAGCAUUGUCAGUAAUUUGCAGGUUCUUUAGUCUGUUGGUUUCAGGGUUUAUAGGGGUGUUUUCCUAGGUUUUUAGUAGUGUUUCCAAGUGUGAGCAGAGAAGACGCCUGAUGUGCUGUCGUAUUAGUCUGUGCAAAAAUUAGCAUGGUACGAGGCAACCCAGAGAGUUGCUAGUAUGCUGCAAUGUCUUGCUCACACAUGACCGUCAUCUUUCAUAUCUAGCAUCACAUGGCAUACCACAUUUUAGGAAAGUUACUUAAUCAUUCAGGGUGCUUCGAAAUUUGCCAGUAUGUUUUAUAUAGUCAUGGCAAUUAAAACCUCAAUUCCGAAAAUCAAAAGUUGUAUAUAUCAUGGAGUACAUAAGUCGACUUGAACUGAACGCACUUAAUGUGUGCUGCCUCAUGUUAAUUUACUGUUCCAGUGCAGCCAGCAUAUGAAUCAACUUCCUGCUGUGACAGAUUGUAGAAUAUCAACUGUACUGUGAGACUUCUUGCAUCUGCAAAAAAGCUUUUCCUGUAGUGCCAAGUUCACAUUGGCAGAUGUACAGUCAUAAGCCAUGCCUUCACUAACAGAAACUGUAAUUAACUGGCAGAAGUUAGGGUAAACAGUGCAUUUCCAAAAAUGAUGAUGUGAGUUGUUUUCAAGCAUGACAUUUUUGCUGCAGAACCUUCAUUGUGCUGUACUGGUUGUAAAUAUUUUCAUCCACAGAACAGUAUAGGUCAUGGCAUUGUGUCAUACUUAAGGAAUGGUCAUUGUGUUGUUACAAUUACAUGGAGGUCAAGGAGGAUAGAUGUGAACUUACGUUAUUUAAAAUAAAUUCACAUUGACUCGUA